GUUAUUAUAACAUCUGUAUAUAACAUUACUGUAUUCCAAGUGCAAAUAUGCUGCAGAAAUGUGUACUAUCCUACAAAAUAUUUGGAAUUUGAUGCAUUUGAGGCAUUUUAUUGAUUCAUAAUUAUUGUGGACUUGCUUAUCCACACAUAUAUCCUGUGUUAAAUAUGGAAUGGCAGCUAAGAUAGACAAGCAUAAGAAGAAGGGCCGCUCAUCAGAAUGGUCCAAAUCUGGGAGCUUCAUGAACAAGCCAGAUAGGGGCUGGAUUCAUCCGGACUUCCAGCUGGAUAAAGAGGCAGGGAUCUGUUAUGGAGUCCGAUAUAUUGGUUGUAUUGAAGUCAAAGAAUCCAUGAGAUCUUUAGAUUUUGAAACAAGAACAGCCCUUGCCAGGGAGGCAAUUAACAGAGUGUGUGAGGCAGCUGGUCUGAAAACAGCGAAAAAGAGAAAGGUUGAUAAAAAGUUGACAAAGAUGUUGGGUGAGAAGCCUAUUCUACAGUACGCUGGGUCUAAUGUCAACCUGACAAUAUCUACUGAGUGUCUCAACCUCAUGAUCAUGGAAUCAGGAGAGAUAAUUGCCACUCAUCAGAUGCCCGGGAUAUCAUUUGCCUCAGGAGGGGAUGCAGAAACCCUCGACUUUGUGUCCUAUGUAGCUAAGGAUUUGGUAAAUGGCCGUGCCUGUCACGUGUUGGAGUGUGGAGGCGGGCUGUCAGAAGAUGUCAUCACAACUAUUGGACAAUCAUUUGAACUGAGAUUCAAGGAGUACCUGAAAAAUCAACCCAAAGCCAUGGAGAUUCCUGACAGGUCUGAGGGUCCUCUGGCUGAAUCGGAUGCCUGGGGAGAUGAUGAGACAGAGAACGAGUAUUAUAACGACCGUCCUGAUGCACGCGCACCCUCACCUCCCAUCUCUAAAGCACCACUGGCUGAAUACGCCACUCCCCCCUCAAACCUCCCCGUCAGUGAUGGAGUAUACUCCUCUGUGAAGGACAAACCCUCUGUGUACGACACUCCAAAGGAACAGCCUCUCAUUGAUCUGUCUGACAACGGGGCCAUUGUGUACGAUAAUAAAGAAAAUUCCACUUCUCCAGAAUUCAAACCCAAUAUGUAUGAUAACAAGGAGAAUGUUCUAUCCGAGCCCUCUGUGAGGAGUCCCCCCUCUCCCAGCAUUCCGGACAAUAUACCAGAUGUCCCUCCCCCCAGGAUCAGGGAACCAGUUAAGCCGGUAGAGGAUCCAUUUGACUUGGAACCCUUCAGUGCUGAAUUGCCUCCACCAAGAAACAAAUCCCAACAAAAUGGUGUCCACGAAAAACCCAUCGAAGACAAAGCGGUCUGUGACACCCUCCCACCCUUAAAAGAAAAUCCCCUGCCUACCAAUCUGAAGAGCAUCUCCCCAAUGUUUGAGGAAUGGUAUCAUGGAGCCUUACCCAGGAAACAGGCAGAGAAGCUUCUACAAAAGGAUGGAGACUUCCUAGUCAGAAAGAGUUCAUCUGACCCCAAUCAGUUUGUACUGAGUGGUAGACAGAAUGGCAUGAUCAAACAUUUAUUGUUGGUGGAUCCAGAUGGAGUGGUCAGAACCAAGGAUCAUACAUUUGAGAGUGUGCCUCAUCUCAUUUCUUAUCACAGGAGUAAAAACUUUCCCAUCAUCUCUCAGGAGAGUGUGCUAUAUUUGGUUCGACCAAUCAGCAACAAUUACACAAACUGCUGACCAAUGAAUACCCUGAAGACAAAGCCAUUCAAAAACAAUCAAAUGGACCAGUG
Saccostrea cuccullata (small rock oyster) is the source of this 1752-nucleotide messenger RNA. Its product is annotated as SHC-transforming protein 1-like. The coding region runs from base 170 to 1699 and encodes 509 amino acids. Gene Ontology annotation, molecular function: receptor tyrosine kinase binding. NCBI's taxonomy places the organism in Eukaryota, Metazoa, Mollusca, Bivalvia, Ostreida, Ostreidae. The record is from RefSeq and is a predicted model, not a curated record. Gene Ontology annotation, biological process: intracellular signal transduction; cell surface receptor protein tyrosine kinase signaling pathway. The transcript is spliced from 12 exons. Gene Ontology annotation, cellular component: plasma membrane.